UUUAAUUGCCACUGUACAGUGCAGAUACAAAACCAAACUUCAAUGCAUAUACUUUGGUUUUCUUCCCCUUGUACAUAUGCAAAACCAGAAUUUAUCAUGCACGUCCCGAGCCCAACACUGACAAAAUGCACGUCCGAGCCCAACACAAACAAAACAAACAUGACAACCUCGGAACGGGAUAGGACAGGACAGCCCCGGAUCGGAAUAGGAUUGGACUGGACCGAACCGAACCAAAUGGGCUGGACAGAACCGAACCAGAUAAACUGGACCGGACCGAACCGAACCGGAAUAUGGACCGAACGGGGACUUCUCAUUUUCCACAAACAUAAUCUCUUCUUCGUCUUCGUUCAACAAGGACGUCCGAAUUUUCCUUCCACGGAUUUCCACUGAUUCAAUUUAAUAAAUUAAAUUAACUUAAAUCAAACAAUAAAACAAGGAUUUUCCAAAUCCCUAAUUACAAAUCAAAUCAAACUAACUAUGGAUUUAAUAUCUAGUUUGUUACAGUGAAAAUCUAAUAGCUAGUUUGUACAAAUCAAAUCAAAUUUCAACCAACCAAAUCAGUAUGGUAUAAAACAGAUUCAAACAUCAAACCAAUUCCUUGUAAUUUUAUUUUAGGGAAAAGAGAAAAAAAAAAAAUAUAUAUAUAUAUAUAUAGGAAAAAGUAAAUCAAACUUAGCUUAUUUGAUUCCAGCGAUUAUCAUCAGCUCUGCGGUAUAGCUCGUGCAUGAUAACGUGUUUUAGGAUAAUCAGGGAUGAAGGAAGGAGAUAUAGAGACAAGAAGAAAAACCAUUGUAUUAGAGAGAUCAGUGGUUCUAUUACAUAGAUUACAAUAUAUACAUAUCAAAUGGGUAAGUGAAUGAACCGCACAUCCAUGGACUGUAACCCCGUAACAGUUUCAUUAUUCAUCUGGGUAUCAAGAAAUCAUCUUCAUCUUCUUAAGGUAAUCUUAACAAAAGUAUUUUUACCCCUCUCUCUCUUUAAUUCUUAAAUAUGAUUUAAUGAAGAUGUUAGGACUUCCAUUUUGUUGUUUGAGCUUGAGAUAUGUUCUGCACUAAUGUUCAUUAGUCACCCCUAACAAUAAAUCUUCAUCAUAGUUUUGUAAAACCCUAAUAUAUAGAAAACCCCUCCCCGCAAAUGGUAGUUUAUUUGGAAAUAUUUGAAGGGUUUUAUGGAUUAGGCUGAAAAUGCAACAGCAAGCUAUUGAUUUCUUACUUUUACUAUUAAAUCUUGAUUAGGGUUUUGGAGCUACUGGAGUGAAGGGGGAUUUCAGAAUGGGUGUGGCAGAGGAUAGGAUCAGUGAGUUGUACGACCCACUGAUUCACCAUAUUUUCUCAUUUCUUCCGAUUCAAUGUGUAAUUGCUACAAGUGUUUUAUCUAAAAGAUGGAAGGAUAUAUGGAUUUCUGCUCCUGUUAUUAAUAUUCGCAAAUGGCGUCGGGAAGUUAAAAUUGACAAUGAGAAGAGAAUGCUCGAGGUUGUUCGGUGUGAAGAGACUGAUGGACUGGGUAAUUCUCUGGAUAGAAUGCUACUAUUUCCUACUUUUGGAGUUCCUAAUGAUAUUAUGCCUACUAUUAAGAAAUUUCAUCUCAAGUUUCGUGCUUUUGAUGAACAUGAGAAUACUAGGCUCUUCAAUAAUGAUAGAAUUUGUGGAUGGAUCUUUACUCUAAUUAUGCGCAAAGUGGAAGAACUCAGUCUCCGUUUAGUAAAAAACUUUUUGUUACCGCCAUGUUUGUUUACUAGUGAAACCCUGACUAUGUUGGAGAUAGAGAUGGCUGGGGAUCUUUCGACGAAAAUAAAAAAGACAGGGACUCUUGGUUUUCCUCAAGCAAUUUCUUUCCCAAAGCUCAAGAUUCUUCACCUUAAGCAUAUGGUAUUUCUGGAUGAGAGCUUGAAUGCGCAACUAUUCUAGAGUUGCCCUGUCCUUGAAGAAUUGAUGUUAUCUCAUUGUUACAUGAUGAAAAAGAAGGUUUUACAGAUUUCAGUUGCUUCGUUGAAGCGGUUAUUCAUUACUAACUCCAAGAAAUUUAGUUUUAAGAUCAAGAUAUAUUCGCCGAAUCUACAGUCUUUGACAUACAUUGGCAUACCAAGGGAUUACAUUAUGAUGGAUCAUAGCUUUUCAUCCCUAGUCGGUGCAGAUAUUAACAUUGCUGUCGAAUUUCUAAGUUUAAGAUCAAAAGGAAGACAGGCAUACCAAUGUGGUCUAAAAAACCUUCUAGGAGGGAUAUCGAAUGCAAAGCUUCUAAAAAUUUCUGACAGCACCCUUGAGUCUCUCUUAUGUGAAGGCCUCUUCACUUCACAAUCGCCUACCUCUCACAAUUAUACCUUUCACAACUUGAGACGAUUAGAAGUAAGUUCGAAGAUGUCGUGUGUGGCUAUUACAGUGUUGGUUUAUCUUCUUUCGGCCUUGCCUAAUCUGGAAUCAAUUGUCAUUGCUCAGGGUUUUUCCGUAUUCAAUCAAGUGGAUGACUUUGGGAGGCGAAAGCUGCCAGAGUGUUUGUUGCUACAGUUGAAAGCAGUCGAAUUGCGGGAAUUUUAUGGGACGAAAAGGGAGCUGAAUGUUAUAAAUUUCUUUUUAAAAGAGUCACUGGUUUUGCAGACAAUGGAUAUAGUAUUUUCUUCAACUUUCCCGCUAAGCUGGAAGGAUUUUUCAACUUUUCCGCAAGGAUGGAAGAAUUCUCCAGCUUUCUGGGAAAGCUGGAGGAUUAUUCAACUUGGCUGCAAGUCAUGAAGGACGAAUUUAGGCAAAGGAUGCUGAAAACCAUGAAGGACGAUGUCAUGGAAAGGAUACUGAUGCUUCCAAAAGGCUCUACAGACUGUGCGAUCAAUUUCUCAUCAUAAAACAUUCAGGAAAGUUUCUGUUUUUUUUUCCCAGUACCAACUUUACAAGUAGGAGAUUAUUUAAGGGUACUUCACUAUAGGAACUCUUCGGGGGACACACUACAGUAGCAUAGGCGUUUGUAGCUAGUACCUAGAGUACGAGAACACCUGAUUAGGUCAGUGGUGAGUGAACUCUAACUGGCUUAACGAUUUUAUAAAUUCCCUUCUGUCUUUUGUUGCACUCAUCAUUUCUUUUUGGUAGAAUAUCAAUAUAUCCUCAUUUCAUUACAUUAAAAAUAUAUCUUCUUCCCUUGAAAAUAGGCUAGUAAUAUGGAUGGUCGAAUAAUACAGUCUGGAGUCUUCACACCUGUCAUAUGUCGUCUAACAAGAAACCUGAUUGUUUUAUAAUUUCUGGCAGGUUCAAUCAAUCACUCGGAGAAAAGAAAAAUACUGUAGGUAGGUGAUAGAAUUUAAAACUGCAGCAGCGUUCAAACGUGCAGAGAACUUAUUAUUUUUUGUAGUCGUUUCCAGGUUUGUAACUUAUAUCUUGUUAUUAUCCUAGAGUGAAUGGACGAUGUUUAUGUCCCAGUUAGUCUACCCCACAUAAUGUUUCUUUGUUUUUUUGUGUGCCAAUGUCAUGUUAGUAGCUAGUAACCAUUUUUAACAUUGAUGAAAUGACAACAUUAUGUGAUUAUACGAGAGAUCUAGAUCUAGAUCCA
Papaver somniferum (opium poppy) is the source of this 3534-nucleotide messenger RNA. RefSeq lists its product as uncharacterized. The coding region runs from base 1932 to 2726 and encodes 264 amino acids. Lineage: Eukaryota; Viridiplantae; Streptophyta; Magnoliopsida; Ranunculales; Papaveraceae. The record is from RefSeq and is a predicted model, not a curated record. The transcript is spliced from 3 exons.